This is a messenger RNA of Didymodactylos carnosus, 1647 nucleotides long. The record is from the annotation of a GenBank genome assembly. Lineage: Eukaryota; Metazoa; Rotifera; Eurotatoria; Philodinida; Philodinidae.
AUGAUUCGUGAAAUACGUGAACGAGAAAUUCGAAUUUAUUCUGAUGCGGGACGAAUAUGUCGACCGUUAAUGAUUGUUGAAAAACAAAAAUUACUUUUGAGACAAAGACAUGUUGAUGCAUUGAAAGAAAGAGAAUAUACAAGAUUUGGAUGGCAAAAUUUAGUUGCCGAAGGUGUUGUUGAAUACAUCGAUUGUUUGGAAGAAGAAACGAGUAUGAUUGCAAUGACACCCGAAGAUCUAUUAGCAAAGGAUAAUCCAUAUUGUUCAACUUAUACACAUUGUGAAAUUCAUCCAUCAAUGAUAUUAGGUGUUUGUGCCAGUAUUGUUCCAUUUCCUGAUCAUAAUCAAUCACCCCGUAAUACAUAUCAAAGUGCUAUGGGUAAACAAGCAAUGGGUGUUUAUAUAACAAAUUUUCAUGUUCGAAUGGAUACAUUAGCUCAUGUUUUAUUUUAUCCACAAAAACCGCUCGCAGCCACUAGAGCCAUGGAGUAUUUGAGAUUUCGAGAAUUACCAGCAGGAAUAAAUGCUAUCGUUGCGAUUGCAUCGGUAUUUUGGCGUUCAUAUCGUGAAUCUGAAACACAACGUGGCGCUGAUCAUAAAGAAACAGUUGAAAAGCCCGAACGAACGUCUUGUGUAGGAAUGAGACAUGCGAUUUAUGACAAAUUGGAUGAUGAUGGAAUUAUAGCGCCAGGCAUUCGAGUAUCCGGAGAUGAUGUACUUAUUGGAAAAACCGUUACAUUACCUGAUACCGAAGAUGAGCUCAAUAGUAAAAAUAAACGUUUCAUUAAAAAAGAUGCCAGUGUAUUUAUGCGUCAAAGUGAAACGGGAAUUGUUGAUCAGGUAUUAUUAUCGAUUAAUGAUGAAGGUUAUAAAUUUGUUAAAGUUCGAAUUCGUAAUGUUAAAAUUCCACAAAUUGGUGAUAAAUUUGCUAGUCGACAUGGUCAAAAAGGAACAUGUGGAAUAUUAUACAGAAUGGAAGACAUGCCAUUUACUAGUGAAGGUAUCACUCCUGAUCUAAUCAUUAAUCCACACGCUAUUCCAUCUCGUAUGACUGUUGGUCAUUUAAUUGAGUGUCUUCAAAGUAAAGUGGCAGCAAAUAAAGGUGAAAUUGGUGAUGCUACACCAUUCAAUGAUAAUGUUAAUGUUAAACAUAUGUCAGAAAUGUUACAAGAAUAUGGUUAUCAAUUGCGAGGAAACGAGGUGAUGUAUAACGGAUUUACUGGUAGAAAAAUGAAUUGUCAGAUAUUUUUGGGACCAACAUAUUAUCAACGAUUAAAACAUAUGGUUGAUGAUAAAAUACAUUCGAGAGCAAGAGGACCAGUACAAAUUUUGAAUCGACAACCGAUGGAAGGUAGAUCAAGAGAUGGUGGUUUACGUUUUGGUGAAAUGGAACGUGAUUGUCAAAUAUCACAUGGUGCCGCUCAAUUUCUUAAAGAACGUUUAUUUGAAGUAUCUGAUCCUUAUCGUGUACAUGUUUGUAAUAUUUGUGGACUCGUUGCCGUAGCAAAUUUAGCAGAGAAAACUUAUUCUUGUAAAGCGUGUUCAAAUACAACACAAAUCUCACAAGUGCGUUUACCCUAUGCGUGUAAAUUAUUAUUUCAAGAACUUAUAUCAAUGGGUAUCGCUCCAAGAAUGUUAGUCGAUUAA